AUGUUAAUAUCCCCAUCUGUCAAAAGUCAUUCAGAGACAGGCUACGUGGUCGGCCUUAUUCUCAUUGCUACCGGAUUUUGCUUUACUGGUUUGACCUUUAUGGAUCACUUUCUUAACAUCACUCCUCCCUUUUUCCGCGUCAACAAGGAGACUGGGUUUGCAGAUCUCACGAUCCGUCCGCAGAAGUUCUUCUACCGCGAUCUACCACAUAGCUCAAUUUCUUUGGCUAAAGAAGCGGAUGUUUUUUGCGACGGUUCCACCAUCUCGUUUGACCAAAUCGGCUACACGGCGGCUUUCUUGCACUUGAGUGACGUGGUUGGUGCUAUUUUCUUGAAGCUUUCAGGAGCUGGUCGCGAUCUUCAUCACAUGGACUGGUAUCAUCAUUACAGGGCAGAAAAAAUACAGAUGUUACGCGAGUGGUGUAAAGACUCUCGUAGUACAUGGAGCGAUGCGCUUUCAUUAGUUGACAUGACAGCUGGAAUCGAAACCGAAAGCAUACGUGUGUCGAAAGGGUUGGUAUCUACGAUUCUGUUGAAGCUGCUCAUGUGGACUACUGGCUUUCGAGCUACAGAUACUAGAGAUUCUAUAUACGGUCUUUGGGGAAUAUUUCAGCAUGUGGCCAACAAACAGAGCGUGACAGUCCCUGAACAUCUCAUGCCAAACUACAACAUACCAGCAUCACGGGUACUUGAAUCCAUGACGGCUGAGAUACUUGAAGCUACUGGAGACUUGACUCUACUGGCCCUAGCCAAAGACCCAGCUCGGCGUGUGACAACUGACCUGCCGUCCUGGUGUCCAGACUUUGGUCCAUCAACAGGGAUGAACUCGAUAUUUAGCCCAAGCUUCAAAUCAGUAACUCGACCAAACGCAAGCGGUGCCGUAAGAUACGGUGCUACCCGAAUAGGCAAAGCUUUCAAAGUUCACGAUAGAUUUCCGGGAACGGUAAGGCUUCUUGGUGGAUCUUUUGAGACGGUCGGGACCUCGGGCGUACACGAUUGGGUAGAAUUACUACUCAAGACGGAUCGCACGUAUGCACAUACAUGGCAGUCGUCUAUGGAGGCUUUCUGGCGAACAUUAAUCUGGGACCACGAUUCCAUCAACCGACCAGCUAAGUUGUUCAAUAGCAAAGGGUUUGAAAGCUUGGUUAUUAUGUGGAUGGCUGGAGUCUUUCAGAAGGCGUUAGCCCAGGACGGACGAGCCACCGCAGACAAGAUCUUGGAAGCUUAUCGUAUACUCGACGAUCUAGCUUCCCACAUUCCUGACAGCGCCUUUCCAAGCUACACUGAGUUUAUAUCUCUAUUGGUCAAGUUAAACCUACUGGAUGGGCCUUCAGAAAAAGUGCUUUCCAUGUCAGAGCAAGCGGCAUGGAUAGAGAACAUAAGGAACACGGGAAAGACUUACUUUACGGUUAUCGGGGUGACGUCGCGGUAUCAGCGUCCCUUUCUUACAGACAAUGGGCAUUUGGACUCUUCAUGCGAGUCGACACAAGCUGGAGACGAAGUAUGGAUUGGAUAG
Messenger RNA from Fusarium graminearum PH-1, 1515 nucleotides. RefSeq lists its product as uncharacterized. Bases 1 to 1515 code for a protein of 504 amino acids. The record is from RefSeq and is a predicted model, not a curated record. The transcript is spliced from 2 exons. Lineage: Eukaryota; Fungi; Ascomycota; Sordariomycetes; Hypocreales; Nectriaceae.